Bombyx mandarina (wild silkworm) is the source of this 1929-nucleotide messenger RNA. RefSeq names its product dynactin subunit 6 (gene DCTN6-p27). NCBI's taxonomy places the organism in Eukaryota, Metazoa, Arthropoda, Insecta, Lepidoptera, Bombycidae. Gene Ontology annotation, biological process: mitotic spindle organization. The record is from RefSeq and is a predicted model, not a curated record. Gene Ontology annotation, cellular component: dynactin complex. Gene Ontology annotation, molecular function: dynein complex binding.
AAGUCGCUAAUUAAGUUCAAAAAAAAUAUUGAAAUUGAUCAAUUUUUUCAACCUUUUCACCAAGUUUGUGAUGCCUGGUGAUGCCAUAAAAUUAUCAAAGAAAAACAGAAUUUUUGGGAGGUUAAAAAAUUCUGAAUAUCAUCUUAAACUAAACUUUACGUCUCAAGAAAAUGGCUCACAACAUUAAAAUUCUACCCGGAGCAACUGUCUGCGAAGACUGUACCUUAGAGGGUGAUAUAACCAUAGGAGGAGGUACAGUUAUUCAUCCGAGAGUCAGCAUUAUAGCUGAAGGCGGACCUAUUAUAAUUGCUGAAUACUGUAUUAUUGAAGAAUAUUCUACUAUAAUACAUAAAAAGAGUGAUAAACAGGAGAAUCCCCCAAAGCCAUUAUUUAUAGGUGCACACAAUGUUUUCGAAGUUGCUUGCAAACUGGAGUCUAUCUAUGGUCAUGUCGGUGAAAGUAAUGUUUUUGAAUGCAGAUCUUUUGUUGGAGAAGAAGUCAAAGUUGGCAGUGGUUGUGUAAUAGGAGCAGCCUGUACAUUAACAGCUCCCCAGAUAUUAGCAGACAAUACAGUGAUCUGGGGCUCAGAGCAUCAUGUUAGAGAAGCUUUAGAGAAACAGCCCUCUCAGUUAUUGCAGCUUGAUUUCUUAAGCAAAGUGAUGCCUAAUUAUCAUAGACUGCGAAAACCAAAUGUCCACAAAAGACAACCAUCAAGACAGUCUCAAGAACCUUCUCCAAAACCUUAGUUUAUUAUUUCUGUGAACAAACAUACAUGAAGUGUAAAAAUAUAUAUUUAUUCUUUUUUAAUACCUAAUAAGGUUCAAUGAAUUUUUAGGUUGCAUUCCAUUCAUAUUUGUAAAUAUUCGCAUGUUUCGCAAGUAAUUAGUCUAACAUGUUACAAAUCUAUUAGCACAUAUUAAAUUAUGAAAUAAAAAUAAAUUAAGGGCAUCCCAAGUACCUACUCAAUCACGAAAAAACAUAAUUUGUACAAGCUUUCUUGUAUGUUAAAUAUCCUUUGGUUGAACUCCAGUAAAAAAGUAAAAGAUUCUUUAAAAAACAAGAAGUUGUCUAUAGUCUGAAAAUAAUGUACAGCUCGACCAAGCUAAGUUUGCACAUCGCAUCGAUUACGUUACAUUGUCGCUUAGGUAUGGUCUGAACAAAGGAUAAGCUAUGACUAAAAAUGUAAAUAUGCAUUUAUUGUUUUUAACAAUAUAUUAUACAUAGGUACAUUAAAAUAUAGCGAUAUCGGGUAUUUGUAUUAAGAUUACCCGGGCGUUCUUGCACUUUUUAAAUUUGUAUCCCAAUUGUUCAGUAAUAAUUUUCCUUUAUGUUUCUUUUUCAGUAUUAUGUUUCUCCCUUCACUGUGUAUCACCUUUCCUUUCAUUUUUGUUGCCCACAACAACCCUUUUAAAUUUGUAUCCCAAUUGUUCAGUAAUAAUUUUCCUUUAGGUUUCUUUUUCAGGAUUAUGUUUCUCCCUUCACUGCGCAUCACCUUUGCUUUCAUUUUUGUUGCCAACAACAACCCUCUCGAAGUAAAAAAAAAUGAACGUUAACCGCUCAGUAACAACAGUUCAAUAAAAACUUAACAAAAAUAGUUCAAUAAUAUAACUAAACUUCAACAAAAAACCUAACAAGAACAAUUAAAAAAUUUAAAAUACAACGGAUAGGGAGGCGAAAACUCGUAUCUCACGUGUUGGCGACAAAGAUGCUAACCAUACUGAUGCAACAGGGUGAUCGCGGGAAGGUGAGCGGGGAAGCGGGCGGGGUGCCGCAUUCCAGCGAGGUGCAAACAUAGCUUGGUCGAGUUGUAGUUCGAAAUAAUUACCGAACCCGAAAUAACAUUUGGUACUAAGAUUAAAUGUUAUACUUGUAUAUCAUAUGUUACUUUUACAGCUUUAAGAGAUUAAAUGUAUGAAUAUGGGAGAGCAA